Molecule: messenger RNA, 1101 nt
Organism: Lucilia sericata (common green bottle fly)
Lineage: Eukaryota; Metazoa; Arthropoda; Insecta; Diptera; Calliphoridae
Gene: Hsp27
Product: heat shock protein 27
Exons: 1
Coding region: 126-815 (229 amino acids)
Biological process (GO): response to heat; protein refolding
Molecular function (GO): protein folding chaperone
Source: RefSeq, a predicted model, not a curated record
UGAGUGUAAAAAGCAAACGAGUUUGGUUGUUAAAAGUGCAGGAAAGAAAAUAGAGCGCUUGAUUGCAUUUUUUAUUACAUUUUAAUUUAAAGAAGAAAAAAGAAGUUGAAAAAAAUAAAGUGAAAAUGUCUUUGGUGCCCUUAUUGGUAAAUUUAGCUCGUGGUAUGGAUGCUGAUUAUCAUCAUGGUCUGGUGGAUGAUUGGGAUCGAAUGCUAGACGAUGAUUUUGGUUUUGGCAUAAAUCCUGUCGACAUAUUCCGUCCACGUUUGGCUUCAGCUACGGGUCACCAUCAUCAUCAUUUGCUGCCUAGACGCUCUUCAUUGUAUGCGCCAUAUUUGUUGGGUAGACGCCAACGUCAGCAACGUGAAAGAAGUGAUUCAACAUCUGGUAGCACUGCUCUAAUGCCAACCAUUGGCAAAGAUGGUUUCCAAGUGUGUAUGGAUGUUUCACAAUUCAAGCCCAGUGAGUUGACUGUAAAAACGGUAGACAACACUGUUAUUGUAGAAGGCAAACAUGAGGAACGUGAGGAUGAACAUGGCCUUAUACAACGUCAUUUUGUUCGCAAAUAUACACUGCCCAAAGAUUAUGAUGCUAAAGAUGUCGUCUCGACUAUUUCUUCGGAUGGUGUGCUUACUGUUAAAGCUCCUCCACCACCCAAUAAAUCCAUUGCUGGCAAUGAACGUAUCGUUCAAAUACAACAAACUGGCCCGGCUCAUUUGAAUGUCAAGCAACCGGAGCAGGUUCAAGCCACUAAACUGCAGCAGGCUCAGUCUAAUGGUGCUGCAACUGGGGAAAAAGCUGAAGCUGCCAAAUAAAAAGAAAAAUUAUUUGAAUUAAAACCUAUUUUUAAGUGAUUUUUUAUCUAUUCCAUUUAUUUUGUCAUGGUAGAUGUAGAGUGUGUACUUAGUAUGUAGUUGCUCAUGGAUUUCUUUUUUAUUUUAUUAAUAUUUAUCUUAUUACAUUUUGUGUUUAAGUUUUUUUUCCUUUAUGUUUCGUUCUAACUUAUGCUACUGUGUAGUUUUAAGCAACUGAUAUGUGUACUGGAUUAUAAACAGAAACAUCCCAUAUUAAAAAUAAACUUUUUUUUCUAUAUUUAUAAAA